Messenger RNA from Cheilinus undulatus (humphead wrasse), 1990 nucleotides. It is a transcript of the gene tecra, whose product is annotated as trans-2,3-enoyl-CoA reductase a. Bases 445 to 1473 code for a protein of 342 amino acids. Gene Ontology annotation, molecular function: oxidoreductase activity, acting on the CH-CH group of donors. The transcript is spliced from 12 exons. Gene Ontology annotation, biological process: very long-chain fatty acid biosynthetic process. NCBI's taxonomy places the organism in Eukaryota, Metazoa, Chordata, Actinopteri, Labriformes, Labridae. The record is from RefSeq and is a predicted model, not a curated record.
CGAGUAGCAGAGGAGACAGUGGAAGUGUCUGUCUUGUAGGUCUAAUGAGAGCACAUUGGCAUUUGUCACUGGGAAGGGCUGCAUGUGGCUGCCCAAGGUUACCAAGCUGGUGCAGAGCAAAUCAGGCAACUUAUAUUUAGCCUUGCAAAUGGCGCACUGUGGAUUAUGUCUUAGGGCUCUCCGGUUUCGUCUUCAGAGCGUUUUGUUGCAUGAAGGGGGGCUGUGGAUCAUGAAGAGGCUUCCAUUAAGUCACUCUUCUCCUGGAGGUGGAGGGCUAUUCAGAGAGUCCCAAAGACACCGAAGACGACACACUUGAGUUGGACUGACAGUUGUGCAGAGGGUGAGCAGGGGGUUGCUUGCCAUACAAGCAGAGGACAGCCAUCGUCACUGGACAUAUCAGAGAUUAUUUCGCCAGGUUACUGAGGUUUGGCAUCAAACACCAUCAUGGAUGUACUCGCCUUAGAGGCAAAGAAUGUGAAUACAGCAGAUGCUGAGAAGAAGUCUGCAACGAGGCCAAAACCAAAACCUCCUAAAAAGGCCAAAAGGAUUGUUUACUUUGAGGUGGAGAUAGUGGACUUGAAGACUAAAGAGAAACUGCUGCUAUUGGACAAGGUGGAGCCAACCGCCACUGUUUUGGAUAUCAAAGCCUUGUUUCAAAAGUCAUAUCCAAAGUGGUAUCCAGCUAGACAAUCCCUGCGUUUGGAUCCAAAGGCCAAGUGUCUCAGGGAUGAGGAAGUACUGCAGACACUUCCUGUGGGAACCACAGCCCAUUUUUAUUUCAGUGACCUCGGACCCCAGCUCACAUGGGGAACAGUGUUCCUGUCAGAGUGUGUUGGCCCACUGAUCAUCUACUUAAUGUUCUACUUCCGCCUUCCCUUCAUUUACUCUCCAAAAUAUGACUUCACAAGCAGCAAGCACUGGGUUGUACAUUUAGCCUGUAUGUGUCACUCGUUCCACUACAUUAAGAGGAUCCUGGAGACACUAUUUGUCCAUCGUAUCUCCCAUGGGACCAUGCCUCUCAGAAACAUUUUCAAAAACUGUGGCUAUUACUGGGCCACUGCAGCAUGGAUGGCAUACUACAUCAACCACCCUCUCUACACCACACCAUAUUACGGGCAGCAGCAGGUGAACACAGGGCUGUACAUUUUCUUGUUCUGUCAAGUAGGGAAUUUUUCCAUCCAUGUUGCUCUUCGUAACCUCAAAUUAUCAGGUUCAAAAUCCAAGAAGAUUCCUUAUCCAACUAAAAAUCCCUUCACUUGGAUUUUCUGGCUGGUCUCUUGUCCAAACUACACAUAUGAGCUGGGCUCCUGGAUCGGCUUCACAGUGAUGACCCAGUGUGUGCCUGUGGCUUUCUUCACUCUCGUGGCCUUCAUCCAGAUGACUGUGUGGGCCAAAGGCAAACACCGCAGCUACUUGAAGGAGUUUAGGGAUUAUCCAACCCUGCGCUCCUCCAUCCUCCCGUUCAUCCUGUAAAGCCUGGCACAGAAAACAACAGUUGCUACACACAUCCAGUCCCAUUGAUGAUCAAGGCCUUCUUUAAGGCCUCUCCAUCUGCUGGACGUCAGAGAAUGUGUGCUAAGGUCAACUUAACAGAUGGAUUUUUUUGGUCAUAUGAACUCUGUAACAUUUUCUCAAGUCACUCCAUCACAGAGGGUGGCAGUUACUGGAAGAGUCUGGUGGAUGCAUGUCUGUUACAGACUUGCACCAAUAGCAGACUUUGACAAUGGCAAUGAAGCCUUCAGAGUUGAAUGCAACACAGUCUUAAUUUUAUGUUGUGUGUGAUCGUAAUAAGCAAGAGGAUGUUAUUUUGGUACUAUUGUAACAGGUUUGAGAAAGAGUGUUGUUUAGUUUUUUUUUUUUUUUUUUUUUUAAUAGACCAUCAAUUUCUGAGAUUUCAGCGUCCAGCCUGGGAACCAAGAGGCUAAACAGCAUGGUCAAACAAGCCUGGAGCUGACGACGUUUGGCCUCUGGAUUAAGUGUAUUCAGAUUC